Molecule: messenger RNA, 2536 nt
Organism: Salvia splendens (bonfire salvia)
Lineage: Eukaryota; Viridiplantae; Streptophyta; Magnoliopsida; Lamiales; Lamiaceae
Product: rhamnogalacturonan I rhamnosyltransferase 1
Exons: 8
Coding region: 605-2158 (517 amino acids)
Cellular component (GO): cytoplasm
Source: RefSeq, a predicted model, not a curated record
CUCUGAUUUGCAUAACACACACACACACAGCUUCUCUCUCUCUCUAAAUACACACGCACUUGCAAAUUGCAAUACACCAAACCGACACAGUUCUUCAUUGUUAUCUCGCUCUCCUUCUUCUCUCUCAAUAUCCCUCCUUUUCCUCAUCCAUCUUCGCUCUGUGGCUUGCCUUCAGAUGCCGUUUCCUCUUCUUACACUUUAAACCUCUACGCCGCCGACUUUUUCUAAAAUCCUUUUCUACAACUUUGGAUUCCUCAAAAUUCUCUUUUCAUGUCUUUCGAUCUGUUGCUGGAGAUCCACACAAACAACCACAAUUACACUAAUGCACCUUUUAUUUAACCAUUUUUUUUUCGAUUUUCCGUCGGCUGGAACAAUAAUCCUGCUGAAUCUGCCAGCUAAUUUUCCCCCAUUUCUAAUUUAGAUUUGGAAUUCAGUUUCACCUCUGCGACGCCCCCAAUUUUGGUGCAUUUAUACGCCCAUUGUGAUAGAUUGGAUUUUUGGGAUCACGAAACUGUAAACGAAGUGGUCAGAUAAAAUUGGAGUUGUUUGAGUUAGCGAGGAGGAGAGAUAAAUAUACAGGGGGAGAGUGUUUGAGCGUAUUGGGAUGUGCAGAUUAAAGGACUGCGAAGAGAGCAACCGACGGAGAAAGUGGGGGAUAAUGGGGCUCAAAACGGCGGCGUUUGGGGGCGAUAGAUUGGAGAAGCUGAGAAAUAGCGGCGUUGUAUCGCGAUCGAGAAUGAAGCUUUGGAUAAUUAGAGCGACUACAUCGAUUUUGCUGUGGACUUGCUUAGUUCAAUUGACGGCAUUGAGCGAAACUCGGGGGCUUCGUGUUUUGAAGGGCUGGCCCUCUUGCUUCUCGCAGGAAUCGUCGGCCGUCGCCUUGGAUGGUCAAUCGCAUCUUCUCAGAGUUUUGCCUCCAAAGAGGAUCUACAAGAACAAUGGUUACCUGAUGGUUUCAUGCAACGGAGGCCUGAAUCAAAUGCGGGCUGCGAUAUGCGACAUGGUUUCCAUUGCAAGAUAUCUGAAUGUUACAUUGGUAGUUCCUGAACUUGACAAGACUUCAUUUUGGAAUGAUCCUAGUGAGUUCCAAGACAUAUUUGAUGUUGACCAUUUCAUUACAUCCUUGAGAGAUGAAGUUCGGAUACUCAAGGAGCUGCCUCCAAGGGUCAAGAGGAGGGUUGAGCUAGGGAUCAUCUAUACCAUGCCCCCCGUUAGUUGGUCAGAUAUUUCUUACUAUCACAACCAGAUUCUUCCACUGAUCCAGAAAUAUAAAGUUGUCCAUUUAAACAGAACAGAUGCUCGGCUUGCCAAUAAUGAUCAGCCCAUGGACAUUCAGAGGCUCCGUUGCAGAGUUAAUUUCAAUGCUUUAAGGUUUACUCCUCAGAUAGAAGAACUGGGCAGAAAAGUUAUUAAAAUUCUUAGGCAAAAUGGUCCAUUCAUUGUGCUUCAUCUGAGAUAUGAGAUGGACAUGCUUGCCUUCUCUGGUUGUACACAGGGUUGUGGUGCGGACGAGGUGGAGGAACUAACACAAAUGAGAUACGCCUACCCGUGGUGGAAAGAGAAGGUUAUAGAUUCUGAUAUGAAACGGAAAGAAGGUCUAUGUCCUUUGACACCAGAAGAAACUGCUCUCACAUUACGGGCACUGGACAUUGAUCGCAAUAUCCAGAUUUACAUAGCUGCUGGGGAAAUCUAUAGAGGAGAAAGAAGACUAUCUAGUCUUAGAGCAUCAUAUCCAAAUCUGGUGUGGAAGGAAACAUUGCUGGAGUCUUCUGACCUUAGGUAUUUCCAGAACCACUCGUCUCAGAUGGCAGCACUUGAUUAUCUUGUUUCACUGGAGAGUGAUAUCUUUGUUCCCACAUAUGAUGGAAAUAUGGCUAAAGUUGUUGAAGGACAUCGCAGACAUCUUGGAUACAAGAAGACCAUUUUACUGGACAGAAGGCUGCUAGUCGAAUUGAUAGACAAAUAUAAUUCGGGGUUACUGAAUUGGGAUGAGUUCUCUACUGCUGUUAAAGAUUCUCAUGCUCAACGUAUGGGAAACCCGACCAAUAGAUUGGUGAUUCCUGAUCGACCUAAAGAAGAGGAUUAUUUCUACGCCAAUCCCUGGGAGUGUUUGCAAAUGCAGAAUGAAGACGAACCACAAAAAGUGAGUAGUAUUUGAACCUUGAUAGGAAGAGCAGUUGUGUGAUGGACCGGGAGCACCACAGAGCAGAGCAGAGCAGAGCAGAUUGACCUCUCAAGAAGGCGGCUUUUGAUUGGAAGGGCACUUCUUGAAGCUUGUAGGUAAAAUAUGCAACUUACAGAAAAUUGCAAAGAGAGGGUUUUAGGGAAGUGCUUGAUGAAGUUGUUCUUUUUUGUCUAACUCAAUAAUUACAAUUCUUGUAUAGAGAAAAUCUACCCCCUCAUUUAAAGGGGGUUUAUAUCGAUUCCUCCCUCUGCAUUGUACACAAAGAGAAGCAAAUAUACAGAUUUGAUUUACUGUCAACUAUGUAAUUUAAAAUUUUUCUCAUUUUACAUAUUAUAUUAUUUUAUUUUAUUU